AUGUUGUAUUUUCCGUGGCGUAACGAGCAGGAACUCUUUGGCGAAAACCAAACAUACAUAUCUAAGUUUUAUGAGCCAGAUGUUCAAGAGGUAGUACAAUGCAACAAAGAAAUAUUUGAGCCAGAUGGUGAUGCUAUUAAUGAAGCAAUAGAAAGAUUACGUAACUUUGAUGUCGUACCAACUCACUCCUAUGAUCCAAUAAAUGACCAGGAAAAUGAAGAUUUGCAACAAAGUUUACCUGACGAUUCUGAUGAAACAGAGUCUUUUAACGAAUCGUUGCCACAACAUCUUGCAUCAAAUCCUGUAUCAGUUCAACCAUCUUCUGGAAUAAGUUCUUAUAAUCAACCCUUAGAAAUCAGUGACGGCGAUCUACGAAAAACUGUAAGAUCAUUAAACAACAAACAACGUUAUGCAUAUGACGUAGUUCUUUCCUGGUGUAGAAAUAAGAUGGCCAACCUAAACACCCUUAAACCAUCUAAAGUAGAUGCAAUAAAUGUUUUUGUUACUGGAGGUGGAGGUGCAGGGAAAUCACACUUAAUUAAAGCUAUAUAUCAUACUGUUACAAAAACAUUUAGACAUGCUCCAAUGAAUCCUGAAUUACCUUCUGUAUUGCUAAUGGCUCCAACUGGUGUAGCUGCCAUAAAUAUCAACGGAAGAACCGUAAAUACUGCUCUAGCAAUUCCAAGAGAAUGUGGGAAUAAUGUACCUGCAAUGUCUGACCAGAGAAGAACACAAAUGAGAUUGUCUUUGGCUGAAUUAAAACUAAUCACAAUUGAUGAAAUAUCGAUGGUCUCAAACAUGGGUCUGCUGCAUAUUCACCAGAGAUUGAAAGAAAUAUUUGUUACACCUAAUAGUGAACUUUUUGCAGGAAUCAGUGUGCUUGUUUUCGGAGAUUUCUUUCAGCUACCACCAAUUCGAAGCGCAACAACAUUUUCAAAUUAUAAGAAUGAUACAUCCAAUCUACACCAUCCCUGGCAUGUCUUUAAAAUGGCAGAACUAACACAGAUCAUGAGACAAAAAGAUGACCUUGCCUUCACUCAGCUAUUAAAUAGAGUGCGCACCGCUUCACAUACAGACGAUGACAUCAGGUGUAUUCAAUCCAGAACAAUAACUCCAGCGGAUGAAAAUUAUCCAUCGGAUGCAUUACACAUCUUUGCAGAAAAUGCACCAGUAGAUGAGUACAAUAUUGAUCGCCUAGAACAAAUUCAAUCACCACAGUACGUUCUAGAAGCUUUAGAUCAAUUCCCACCUCAUGUUAGAAAACAGGAUAUCGAUCGGGCUUGA
Paramuricea clavata is the source of this 1284-nucleotide messenger RNA. Lineage: Eukaryota; Metazoa; Cnidaria; Anthozoa; Malacalcyonacea; Plexauridae. The record is from the annotation of a GenBank genome assembly.